This is a messenger RNA of Neurospora tetrasperma FGSC 2508, 1737 nucleotides long. RefSeq lists its product as uncharacterized. The record is from RefSeq and is a predicted model, not a curated record. The transcript has 4 exons. Gene Ontology annotation, biological process: endoplasmic reticulum to Golgi vesicle-mediated transport; retrograde vesicle-mediated transport, Golgi to endoplasmic reticulum. The coding region runs from base 234 to 1568 and encodes 444 amino acids. Gene Ontology annotation, cellular component: endoplasmic reticulum; COPII-coated ER to Golgi transport vesicle; endoplasmic reticulum membrane. NCBI's taxonomy places the organism in Eukaryota, Fungi, Ascomycota, Sordariomycetes, Sordariales, Sordariaceae.
ACGGGAACCAACAACACCCAGCAAGGGAGGAAACGAACCCCUCCACCAACGAAACCACGUGGAACCUUCCAUUGGAACAUUCCCUCGUCCCUCGGCUACUUAGGGGUAGAACUACCUGCUCAUUACACUGUGUCCAUAUCCAGAGAAUUCAGUUGGGUCAUUGCCGUCGCUGAUUCCACCGAAGCCCGUCCGCCCCUAGAGGCAACUUUCAACAAACCCGCCGACGAUCCAAGAUGGCCGGGAAAUCGAGAUUCACCAAGCUCGACGCUUUUACAAAAACAGUCGAAGAUGCCAGGAUCAGGACAACAUCCGGAGGCAUCGUCACCAUUGUCUCCCUGCUUGUUGUCUUGUUCCUCUCGUGGGGAGAAUGGAGAGACUACAGGAAGGUGGUGAUACACCCCGAGUUGGUGGUUGACAAGGGACGAGGCGAACGAAUGGAAAUCCAUCUCAACAUCACCUUCCCCAAAGUACCCUGCGAACUCUUGACCCUCGACGUAAUGGACGUAUCCGGCGAGCAACAACACGGCGUCCAGCACGGCGUCAAGAAGAUCAGACUUAGGCCCCAAAGCGAAGGAGGAGGCGAGAUUGACGCCAAGAUUCUUUCUCUCCACGCCGCCGACGAAUCCGCCACCCACCUCGAUCCCUCCUACUGCGGUCCCUGCUACGGCGCCCCGGCCCCUUACAACGCCAAAAAGCCCGGCUGCUGCUCCACCUGCGAAGAAGUGCGCGAAGCCUACGCCCAAGCCUCAUGGGCCUUUGGCGACGGCGCCACCAUGGAGCAAUGCCAGCGGGAGCACUACACGGAGCGGCUGGCCGAGCAGCGCCACGAAGGCUGCCGCAUCGAAGGCGGCCUGCGCGUCAACAAGGUGAUUGGCAACUUCCACAUUGCGCCCGGCCGGUCCUUCUCCAACGGCAACAUGCACGUCCACGACCUGGCGCAGUGGUGGAGCACGCCCGUCCCCGGCGGCCACUCCUUCAGCCACAUCAUUCACUCGUUGCGAUUCGGUCCCCAGCUGCCUGACGACUUGGUUCGCAAGUUGGGUGGUAAUGGGAAGAACACGCUGUGGACGAACCACCAUUUGAAUCCCCUGGACAACACCAAGCAGGAGACGGACGAUCCAAACUACAACUUCAUGUACUUUGUCAAGAUCGUGCCGACCUCUUACUUGCCCUUGGGGUGGGAGAAGCAGGCGGCGCAGAACAAGGCGACUUGGGAGCAGGACCACAGUGUUGGACUGGGCGCGUAUGGGUACGGAUCAGAUGGAAGCAUGGAGACGCAUCAGUAUAGCGUUACCAGCCAUAAGCGCAGCUUGACAGGAGGUGAUGAUUCGAAGGAGGGUCAUGGUGAGCGGUUGCACAGUAGGGGAGGUAUUCCGGGCGUGUUUUUCUCCUACGACAUCUCCCCCAUGAAGGUGGUCAACCGCGAAGAGCGCGCCAAGUCCUUCCUUGGCUUCUUGGCUGGUCUUUGCGCGGUCGUGGGUGGUACCUUGACCGUUGCGGCGGCGGUAGACAGAGGCUUGUUUGAGGGCACGGUGAGGUUGAAGAAGCUGAGGAGCAAGGAUAACUAAACACAUGGAUAUCUGCUGGUCAAGGGAGGUGAAAAAGCAGAGGUAGGUAUAGAUUGAUGGGUUGGUUGUGUCUACAGGCGGGAGAAGUUGCAAAUAUUUCCUUUUUUUUGAGAUUUAUUGAAGUUUAUCUGAAUCUACUUAGGUACAUACAGCAGAAUUGUUCACGGUG